AUGUCCUACAACAAACCAGACUACCCUCCUCCCUCCUACCCAGCACCCGUCCACGAUGCCGGCCCCUACCCACAGCAACAACCCGGCGGCGCAGCCAACGACUACUACAACCAAGGCGGCUACCCACCCCAACAAAGCUACGGAUCUCCUCCUCCUCAAAACUAUGGCUACGGAUCGCCGCCGCCCCCGGGUCAACCGAUGUACUAUCCGCCGCAGGGAUAUCCGCAAGCGCAACCGCAGCCGGGGUACUAUCAGGGUCAGCAGGAUCGCGGAGGGUCGACUGGCGGUGGUAUUUGCGCGGGUAUAAUGGCGGCGCUGGCGUGUUGCUGUUGUUUAGAUUUGAUUUUCUAG
Molecule: messenger RNA, 351 nt
Organism: Aspergillus ruber CBS 135680
Lineage: Eukaryota; Fungi; Ascomycota; Eurotiomycetes; Eurotiales; Aspergillaceae
Exons: 2
Coding region: 1-351 (116 amino acids)
Source: RefSeq, a predicted model, not a curated record